This is a messenger RNA of Mya arenaria, 747 nucleotides long. RefSeq lists its product as uncharacterized. Gene Ontology annotation, molecular function: chitin binding. The transcript is spliced from 3 exons. The record is from RefSeq and is a predicted model, not a curated record. Gene Ontology annotation, cellular component: extracellular region. NCBI's taxonomy places the organism in Eukaryota, Metazoa, Mollusca, Bivalvia, Myida, Myidae. Bases 1 to 747 code for a protein of 248 amino acids.
AUGGAGUGCGCGUUUCAGCUUGUCACCGUCGUAUUAGCCGCGUUUAUUGUGACCGGAAGAGGGAAAGCAGAAGUGGCGUACCCGGUUGUCAGCUGCUCGGGCCGCCUGGCAGACAGCCUAACCUGGCGACGAACACCUGAAGACUGCGCGUCGGCGUUUAUCUGUCUGCUCGGGAGGACAGUGACGUACUCCUGCCCGGAGGGAUUUGUAAUUGGCGCUGGCAACCCUGUGUGCGUGCCCGUAGGCUCAGAAUGGGAUGACUGUAAGUUUUACUCCUCUUUAGACAUUAAAAUAACUCCAACAUGCAAACCGGGAUCCACGGCUCCAGACAUGAGCAACUGCGCGAAGUUUGCCGAAUGUAUUGAACUUCCGGACGGAAAUGCCUCCAUGGUGACAAGAGAAUGUCCGUAUCCGCUUCUGUAUAAGGCUGAUUCCGGAAAGUGCGAAUCGUUCAAAGACGCCUCUUGUGAGAAAGACCAGAUCAUCCCUAAAAGUCCAUGCGAUUACGAUGCUAACCAGUGCACUAGCGCUCACUGCAUCCCCUGUCAUGUGCAACACCCCACGUGCACAGGACUUCCGGACGGGAUGAACGCAUGGGUUGGGAGGGAGUGGUCGCCGUUCUAUGUCGUCUGCGAUGAGGAGCGCGUGACGUUGCAGGCGGAAUGCAAGACGGAGAAGCAGACGUCCGUUUUCCACCCAACAGAGAAACAGUGCGUGUUGAUGGACGGCAAAGAUGUGUUCGGUUAA